Nilaparvata lugens (brown planthopper) is the source of this 1273-nucleotide messenger RNA. RefSeq names its product U3 small nucleolar RNA-associated protein 6 homolog. Bases 355 to 1224 code for a protein of 289 amino acids. The transcript has 6 exons. Gene Ontology annotation, biological process: maturation of SSU-rRNA from tricistronic rRNA transcript (SSU-rRNA, 5.8S rRNA, LSU-rRNA). Gene Ontology annotation, molecular function: snoRNA binding; protein binding. Gene Ontology annotation, cellular component: Pwp2p-containing subcomplex of 90S preribosome; small-subunit processome. NCBI's taxonomy places the organism in Eukaryota, Metazoa, Arthropoda, Insecta, Hemiptera, Delphacidae. The record is from RefSeq and is a predicted model, not a curated record.
GCUUGUUUUUGUUUUUUCUUGUUGAUGUUGUGAAAUGUGAGUCAUGAAAAUAAGCAUGGUGAUGGUCCAUGAUGUUUUGUUUUCCUAGUACUUGGCAUUGUUUCUUUUUUAUUCUAUUGCAAGAUAAAAUUUAAAAACUCAAUAGGAUUUAUUUUAUAGAGAAUAUAGGUUGUAGGGUGUGCGAUAGUUGGAAAAGAAAUUUAAGUUUGUAGCUGUUUAGCUUUGAGGUUAGGUCAGGCUCAAGUGUCUGGUCAGCUUAUUAUUAUUAUGUUUUUUGGCCAUCUAAUUAUUUUCUAUUGUAUAGUAUUAUUGUGAUAAUAUUGCUUGCUCAGGUUUUUAUCAAUUUUAUUAAUCAUGGCAGAAUCGGUUGCUUUAAGGAUCGAAGAUUCACUCGAUGAAUUAGAAUUGCUGGAAAAAUCAGAACUCUGCACAAGAACUGAAAUCAGGGUUCUUAAAAUAAAGAGAGAACAGUUCGAAUUCAAGAUGGCGCGUCACAAGAAGAGCAAAGAAGACAUUUUGAAAUAUAUCGAUUACUUGAUGCAUACGAUCAUGUUAAUGCGAGCCCGAAAAAUGCAAAAAGAACUCUCGCUAAAAAAAUGCCCCAUCCAAAAACUCAUCGCAAAGCGUGUCAAAAUGUUGUUCGAUGAUGCGAUAAAACGAUAUCCUGCCGAUCUGAAAAUUUGGAUUUCAUACAUCAAAAUCUGCGAGCAAAUUAGAUUCUUUUCGACGGGCAGCCAAGUUGUACAGAAGAUGCUGACAGUUCAUGGUGACAAGCCGAGUGUGUUCAAGAUGGCCGCCGACUGGGAGCGGCUGACGCGCAAGAAUGUCGAUAAGGCGCGCAUCCAUCUGCAGAGUGGCCUGCAUAUCCACAGCGACUCUCCAAUGCUCUAUCUCGAGCUGUUCCGUCUCGAGUUGGCCUACAUCGAUCAAAAAGUCAACAAACAACAAGAUAAUCGGACUGGGCCUGAUCCAGAUGACCCGAUCUACCAGCUGCUGGAUGUGGUCUACGACUCGGCAAUCACCAACAUCAACAGCCUGCAAUUCAUGUUAGAACUGCUGGAAUGCACUGUACCCUACGAGUUCACCGUCAAUAUACAGAACAAGAUCGUAUCUGACAUGCAGACGAAAUUCCCCAAUGAAGAAGCCACUUGGGAUACUGUAGCCAAAAUGGCGCUUCGCGCGUACCCAAAGGAGAAAAGCACUGCAAAAGAAAGAUAUAGGUAACUUUAUAUUGUAUUUGCAUUUGUUAUCAAUAAACGUGAUCAUAAAUCUC